This is a messenger RNA of Colletotrichum truncatum, 1332 nucleotides long. RefSeq names its product inner membrane magnesium transporter mrs2. The record is from RefSeq and is a predicted model, not a curated record. Gene Ontology annotation, cellular component: mitochondrial inner membrane. Gene Ontology annotation, molecular function: magnesium ion transmembrane transporter activity. Lineage: Eukaryota; Fungi; Ascomycota; Sordariomycetes; Glomerellales; Glomerellaceae. Gene Ontology annotation, biological process: mitochondrial magnesium ion transmembrane transport.
AUGGGCCUAGAAAACAGCCAAUCAGAGCGAUUCAGAGCCACUCUCGAAAAUGUUCAACAAACACAACCCCAAAUUUUGGAACUCGAUCGGUUCCAACCACACCACAACGUUUUGUCGAGCGAUGCCUCGAUGGCCAUGCGCCUGGUUCGACCAAAUUACCGACUCUGCUUGUCAGCCCACCGAUUGACCUUGCGCCUAUUCACCACGAAGUCAUCUUCCUCCUUCACAUUCCAGAAUGCGAGUCCGACCCCCACCGAGCCGAAGAGAUUGCGAUGCACCGAGGUGGAUGAAAAUGGCGUCGUAACAGUGCGGUUCAUCUCUGCCAAAAAGACCGAGUUGACAACGCGUUACGGACUGGUUCCGCGCGACAUUCGCAAGAUUGAGGCGUCGACCCUCUCCCAUAUCGGCAUCCGACCGUCGACGGUGCUCCUGCACCUCUUCCACCUCAAGGUGCUGGUUCAGCGGGAUCGCGCCCUCGUUUUCGACGAUGCGACGAGUCCAGCGUCCCGCUCCGCUUUCCUGCGCGAAAUCCAAGAGGGAAUUCGACAGCGAGAUACCGCAGUAGCUAAAGCAGCAGCCGGACAACGGGAGGAUGAAAGCUACGGCCAACCGCAGCCCACUUUUGAAUUCCUUGCGUUGGAAGCUGUCCUUAGUUCUGUCGUAUCGGAACUAGAGGGCGAGCUCGAUGCCGUCCGGCGCCCCGUUGAGCGUGUUUUGAAGUCAUUGGAAGAUGACGUAGACCGCCGUGCGCUGCUGGCUCUCCUCAACAUCUCCGGCAGAGCCACCCGGCUUGCGGCGCAGGCGGAGCUCGUCCUGACAGCUGUUGAAGAUGUGCUUGAUUGGGACGACAGCCUUGCUGCUCUGUAUUUGAGUGCAAAGGCGGCGGAUAAGGACGGGCGAGGCAAGACGGCGGAUGACGACCUCACUGUGGCGGAAGCGCUGCUGGGGUCCUACUACGUUGCAUAUAACGAGAUUGUGCAGGAAACGCAAAGCUUAGUGUCCAGCAUCCGGAACACCCAAGAAAGCGCCAGUGCAAUUCUUGAUGCCAAUCGCAAUAGCCUAAUGUUAUUGGACCUGAAGUUCCGCAUGGGAACUCUAGGUCUUGCCACCGGCGCAUUCUUUUCCGCAUUUUACGGCAUGAAUAUCUCCAACUAUAUUCUGGAGUUUACCUGGGCUUUCCCAGGCGUCUGCGGAGUUUCGGCUAUUCUUGCUGUGGCCACUAGCUACUAUGGGCUCACCGUGCUGCGGAAGAUUAUGAGGGUAAAGAUGGAGGGCCAUAAGGAACCUCGAUCCCUCGGCUCCAGUCGAUGGAGCAGAACUCAGAAACGAUAA